GAGAAGUCGGCAAGCUUCUUAUCAGAAGGCGGGUAUAAAAGGAUCUUUCACAGCCAGGGAAGUUUUUCCCUCAAGAGGGCUACCAUGGGGUUGCGGGCAGGCCUCGUCACUGUUCUUGCCUGGAGUUUGCUGGUGGCUUCUGCAGCGGCUCAAAGGGUGCCUGUGAACCCGGUGUUCUAUGAAUGCGACAGGACAAGCAUCCACCUGGUGGUCGGGCUAGACCCCUGGGGCACCGGCCUCCGACUUGAUCCGCAGUCCCUGCACCUGGGCAACUGCCCCCCCUCCUCUGAGAACAGCCCCCAGAGUCUCCUGCACUUCCAGUACUCCUUGAAGGAGUGUGGCUUUGCACGGCUGGCCACUGGCAAUACGGUGGAGUACUCGGCCAGCCUGGUUUACAGGCCCCCAUCCGGGCGAGGCAGAUUCUACAACCGCCCUUUCUCGGAGAGGAUAAACUGCACUUCUCAUGAGGCGCAGCGCUCCACUCCUGCUGCACCUGUCUCGUCUACCAGUGGCCAGCUCUCUGCUUCAAGUGCGCCAAUGUUCACUGUGACCCUGAUGAAUGAGGACUUUAGCAGGCCUUUGGACUCCACCAUCUUCCUCCUGGGCUCUCAGAUCUACAUAGAACUUGCCGUACAGAGAGCCUUCCACCAGCCUCUGCAGGUCUUUGUGGAUGAAUGCGUAGCUGCCACCACUCCAGAGCUGAACACAUCGCCCAGGAAUUACAGCAUUAUCACAAACCAUGGGUGCUUUGUGGAUGGCAAAGUCUCCAAUUCCCAGUUCCUCCCUAGGCAAACUCCUGAAACCCUCCGACUUUCUCUGCAGGCCUUUGGAUUUGUUGGGGUCGACACAGACAUCUAUCUUCACUGCUGGGUUCUAGUCUGGGACCCGAACGUACGCACUGACCCCACGAAGAAGGCCUGUUCAUUCCUCAGGGAGACCCAAAGAUGGCAGCUCCUAGAUGAUCCCUCGAGUGCUCUGUGCAGCUGCUGUGACUCUGUGUGCCAUGGAGCUGGCUCCCGCCCCAGGAGAGACCUGCCAGGCUAUUCUGCAGAAGGGGGGCCGCGUUAUAACGUGGUGGUGGGCCACCUGAAGAUCCAGAAAUCUGCUCCAAAUGCAGGCAGCUAUGAGUGGGACUCUAACAGCUCCCUGGCCGUCCGGAGUCACAAAGGUGGGAAGCAGAACGUGAUGCGGCCGGCAGCGGUGGGGGCCUUGCUGCUGGAGCUGGCCGUGGUGGCCGCCCUCUCCCUGGGCUUCUGCGUCUACAACGGCUAUCAGAAGAGACUCUGGCUCCCGGGCCGAGGCACAGGGGACCCGGCCACACAGGGGCUGGUGAACGCGGAGCAGGACUGCCGGAGUAGCAACGCUGGUGUGGAAGAACCGGAAUAAAGUGGGAAACCAGGA
Hemicordylus capensis (graceful crag lizard) is the source of this 1401-nucleotide messenger RNA. Its product is annotated as zona pellucida sperm-binding protein 3-like. Lineage: Eukaryota; Metazoa; Chordata; Lepidosauria; Squamata; Cordylidae. Bases 85 to 1386 code for a protein of 433 amino acids. The record is from RefSeq and is a predicted model, not a curated record. The transcript has 10 exons. Gene Ontology annotation, biological process: positive regulation of acrosome reaction; binding of sperm to zona pellucida; egg coat formation. Gene Ontology annotation, cellular component: extracellular matrix. Gene Ontology annotation, molecular function: acrosin binding.